CCCGACGUCAGGUAGCGUGGCGAUCGCUCACAGAAUGCGAUGAACGCGACGCCGUGCUCGCCAUGUAGCCGACACCGAAACCGAUUACCGAGUCGGUGCGCGAUCAGUAGCGGCACUGACAUUCGAGGGAGUGGACGGCGUGGUACCCGUGUACUCCUCUGUCGCGUUCCCGUAACACGAGCGGAUCGGAGCGCGCGUCGCGCGCGGGUGCUACACCAGGAAGGCCGCUUCCGCCUUUCCGGUCGCGCAUCGUCGGGGCCGCUGCAUUGGCUGCGGACCGCGUCGCGUGUGCUCGUGUCCGAAAAAUGUAAUAUGGCGAUGGUUGCGUCGAACAUGAGCGGCCACAUACAGAAGCAGCUCACCAGGAGCCUCGAGCGGAUCCUGGAGGAGGCGCACCUGAGCGGCGAGCUUAAGCUGAGCGGCCGUAAGCUCAAAGACUUCCCGAAAGUCGGAAAAGCCGGCGUAGUUAAAUACAAUCUGCAAGAUACCGUAAUCGCCGACCUUUCGAAGAAUCGUUUCAGUGAGUUACCGGAGGAAGUCACAGAAUUUUCAUUCCUCGAAAAGCUGCAUCUUUAUCAUAAUGCCAUAAGAAUAAUCCCGGAAACCGUCGUAAUGCUCCAAUCCUUGAACUACCUCGAUCUUAGUCGAAACCAAUUGACGUCGCUACCUCGAGAGAUAUGCAGGCUACCCCUUCAGACAUUGCUAGUCGCACACAACAGAUUAGCAUCUUUGCCAGAUGAGUUGGGCAGGAUGACAGUAUUGGCAGAACUGGACGCAGGUUGUAACGAAAUCACGAGUCUUCCACCUCGAAUGGGCGACCUUGCGCAACUCCGGUCUCUAGACUUGAGGAGCAACUUGCUGGUGCACCUGCCUAUAGAACUGACGUACCUGAGACUCGUGAAGCUGGAUAUUAGCGGUAAUCGAAUAUCUGUGCUUCCAAACGAGAUGAGGAAGAUGAAGAGCUUGGUGGAUUUCAAAUUGUCCGACAAUCCGCUCACCUCGCCGCCUGCCUCGCUAUGCAUUCGCGGGCGAACGCACAUUUUCAAGUACUUGGAGAGGCAGGCAGCGAAACACGAGAGGGCCAGAGGCGGUCGAACGCGACGGACACCUCUGGAUGCAAGAGGUCAUGCGACGUUGGACACGAGGUCGCAUCGACGACACAACGUCGACAGUGGCUACAGCACCAGCGACGGUGUCGACAAGCGUUGGUCCCAAGAGAUCCACAGCGCGGUACACGAUGGCGAAGUUCGCAGCUUGUGGCGGCAGGAAUGUUCACCGCUCUCGAUAACGCUACCGCACGAGGUAGGCGUGAACGGAUCUUGUAGUGGCACGUCGACACCCAGCACGAUUUCACCCGGGGAGCACACGUCCCUGGAGGAUGAGUUGGGCAAGGCGAUGGUACUGCACGAUCAACUGGAAAAGAGGAGAUUAGAGAGAAGCACCUCGGAGAAUGGGGCAGAUAUUAGAAGACCAAUGAUCUCCGGCCUUCAUCACACAUCGAUUACGCCACCUGGCCAUCUGGAAUCCACGCAUUUGACGAGUCAGUCGCAGCAGAUAUCAUCCGCACAGCAAUCAGUACAUCCGCUCCAAACUGCAACGGGUACCGCUGCAAUGGUGAACGGCGACGAUAAGAGGCCGUUCAAUCAUAUACAGACGUACAGGGAGUACAAAGAAGCUCUGAAGCAGCAGAGGGCUAACGAAGGUCUAAGCGUAUAUAGACCUCGCGAGCAAGUGACGCCUCCAGGUAACGAGACGCAAAACGAAACCGACAUGGGCAACAAUAAAGAAACCAUUGCUCUAACUGGCAAGCAAAUUUUCAACGAAGAUAACGCAUUAAAGAGGCCAGUGCAGAAAGUUACCCCGUCGCGAAUAAACUACCAAAGCACACCAAUUAUCAACGGUAGUAAUAACGAUUACAACAAUAAGAACGGAAAAUAUCUUGAGCAACCUUAUAAAAAACCUAGCUCGCCUAUUAAAACUUCGAGUAGUAUUCUCUCCACGAAUACGAGUCCAGCGCAUGCGCCCAGACUGGUGAAAACCGCUGUUGGUUACGUUGAAGGCAACAACAGUCCCAGUAGAAACGGCGGCAGUCCGAAAUCCCCGCGAUCCGUCACAUGGAAUAGUAAUGUGCCUGAAAAGUAUUCCUUUACUAUGAGGAGAGAGUUUGAACGUGCCAAAGAAGAGGCUGAUCUUAUCGAACAACUACGAAAUCACAUAGAGACGAGAUUGAAGAUGGCACUGCCAGAGGACCUCGCACCAGCGUUAACAGAUGGUGUUGUUCUUUGUCAUCUGGCGAACCACGUUAGACCGCGAUCAGUUGCUAGUAUACAUGUUCCUUCUCCCGCUGUACCUAAGCUGACAAUGGCACGAUGCAGGCGUAACGUUGACAACUUCCUCGAGGCGUGUCGGAAGAUUGGCGUUGAUGAGGAGGUGUUAUUGGACGCGGACGCAAUCAUGGACGUGGGUUACAUGGACGCGUACGGGCUGGAGGCUUUGGCGCGUCUCGUCACUGCUCUUCUCCUUGUUCGCGAUGAGGGAGAGAGUGGCACCGAAGAGCCGGCCGCAGAUUCACUCCGUACGAUUCAAGACCACGUUCUAUCCGCGAUGCUUUUUGCCACAUUCCUAUCUGCCCUAGUUCUGCUCUAUCUAUUCCCAAUCCCCGAUUAGUGAGACAAUAUUGCGAAAAAGAAGGAUCUACGAAUUAAAAAAGGAGAAAGAGUGCCAGGAUGGAAACUACGGUGUCUUGAGACGGCAAUUCUCAGAGUCUCCUUUUUUUAAAUUUUGUUUUUGAUACAAAAUCUGGGAAUAACCGUCUCGUUCGAACAACGAUACACACGACACUUUCAAUGUUCGUUUCACACUUUAUCUUUAGGGCUACAUAUUAUUUUCAUGAACUUUAUUCAUACUUGUAUUCAUUAAAUUCAAAAAAGUGUCGUGUCGAAUUUGACUUUGAUGUCGAAAAUUCUCAAUGGUGUUCAUCAAAUUAAAUGAAGAAAAAAUGUGCAUUAAUAUUCGAUAGAUGCGGCACGUUUCUUUUCUAAGAAGACAGUUUAAAUGUUUACGUAACAUGAACAGAACACUAUAGGGUCGUCAUUGACAUCAAAGUAUUCUGUAAUUUUUUAAAGUGUCUUUCGAAGAGGAUACAGAUUAAAAAACGGUUCGCUAUCGCCGCAUCUAGACGCUUUAAAGAAUAUCAGAACAUAUCUUUUGUCGCAUAUGAAAUUGUUGCCAGGGGCAAAGUAUUUAGUUUUCAAGAACCUAUUCAUCACAAUAGUAGCUUUAACAAGAUUGUUCGCUUUUUUUGACCUAUGCUUACGUAACUUUCCUCGCUCGAGCAUGUAAGCGAGGAAUUUUGCAGUCAGCGAAGAAUUUUCGGAGGUAGUUUUUAAGUGUUGAUAGGCAGCUCGCUGGAAUGUUUAAUCGGCUAAAUAUUAUGUGCCUUUUUUGUUUCAAAAAAUCUUCAUUCUUUAUCGACAAUUGCAAGCGGGAAUAUCAGCGAAAGUUUACGUAAUAAAGUCCCCUGCAAAACACGAAGUUUUAUUGUAUUCUAUAUGCUCGUUAGUUUUUUCCGAGCUUAUUAGGAAGCUUAUUAACAUAAAAUCAAAGAGCGCAAUCAAAGUGGAAGGCGCUCGCAUAUCACGUUUAGUUGUGAAUGUACCUUACAGAAUGAACCAGCUAUAUGAUCGCCGCUUGUAAUCGUACGAGUCGGCUGUCGUCGGCUAGACCGAUGAAAUGAUAUUUUGAUAAAAAAAAAAUGAAAGGUUAAUGGAAAUCAAAAGUUGAUGCGCAAUACUCGUUCCAGAAUUGUAUAAGUCGUAUAUCCCGUUUGACUUUCCGAAUUCUCGGAAAGUAUUCAUUGCCUUGUAUACGAUGAAAACCUCAAAGAAUCCCAAUUAAUUGGUAUUGCGACAUCAUCUUUUUCAUCUGGGUCUGCGAUUGUCCCUCAGGAAGAGAAGAAAGAGUGAAGGGAAGGAUAGCUACGAUGCCUUUGACGGCAAUAUUUUUUUAAGAUUCGACCAAUAAACUGCCUGCGGCUUUUUUAAGAUUGGUGGGUCUGUGAUAGGUAGCCUGCGAGCGUUACAGGAUUCACGAAAAGGUGCUAAGGGAAUCUCUUUCAGUUCUAGAAUUUUCUAUUUUGGUAAUGUAAGGUAUAACAAAGGAGGGUUUAAAGAUG
Acromyrmex echinatior (Panamanian leafcutter ant) is the source of this 4174-nucleotide messenger RNA. It is a transcript of the gene Lrch, whose product is annotated as Leucine-rich-repeats and calponin homology domain protein. Lineage: Eukaryota; Metazoa; Arthropoda; Insecta; Hymenoptera; Formicidae. The record is from RefSeq and is a predicted model, not a curated record. Gene Ontology annotation, molecular function: protein binding. Gene Ontology annotation, cellular component: cytoplasm.